AUGUGGCAAAGGAUCUUCUCAUCAUCGAAAGGUCCUUCGCCGGAGACACCUCUAGCGCGGGGCUCCCCGCAGCAAGCGGACGACCCGGAUCUCACGCCUCUCUACCAGUCGUGGCACGAGUUCAACACCACCACCGCGCAAUGGGAGACGGUUCCAAACGCCGUCGAAUAUGUCCCUCCGCAGAACUUCAGCCAGCAGACUGUAGACGAAGACAGAAUGACACUGGCGACAUGGAACGUCGAUGCGUUCUCCCCCUUGCCGAAUGACAGACUCUCCGCCAUUUUGUCCAGAAUGCUUGAUCAGGCACCGGCGCCUGAUAUCAUUUUUCUUCAAGAGGUCUGCAAGCCCAUGGUUCCCUUCAUCAUGCAAGAUGAGAGGAUUCGCAGUGGGUGGUAUUCGAGCGAGAAAGAUACUGUUCAGUGGCGCGGUCAAUUAUUCGCGACUAUGGUGCUUAUUUCGAAAUCACGGUUUGGCCACCUUGGUAAGACGGCUUCUGGUAUUCUCGGCAGAGUAUCUCGAAUCAAGUAUCGUACCCGAUACGGUAGAGAUGCCCUCUGCAGCGAGAUUCUACUUCCAACAUCGACAUCGAACCCGAACCCUGGCCAACCCGCCUUCAAGCGCAUCCAGCUUGUCAAUGUCCACCUGGAUUCACUGGCAGUGACGCCUUCGCGCCGUCCUCAUCAACUAUCAGUCGUCGCAAAGCUGCUACACAACGCCGGCCACGGGCUGGUCGCUGGGGACUUCAACCCGGUACUCCCGGAGGAUGGAACACUCAUCGAAGAGAACAAACUUGAGGAUGCUUGGAAAGCACUGCGUGGCGAAGAGCCUGGCUACACCUGGGGAGUUGACGGAACGGAGCCAUUUCCGCCAAAUCGUAUGGACCGAGUCGCAAUGGUCGGGCUGACGCCCCUGCAUGUGGAGGUGAUGCAUCCGGAGACUAUCGCGUUGCCGAAGUCUGACAAUGCACAGAAUAGGGCUGGGAAAGAGGGCGUGGAGGCUGAGAAGGAACAGACGGUGCCUUGGAGCGAUCAUUCGGGACUGAAGUGCACAUUCACGAUUGAUGGAUAG
Colletotrichum karsti is the source of this 1068-nucleotide messenger RNA. RefSeq names its product endonuclease exonuclease phosphatase family protein. The record is from RefSeq and is a predicted model, not a curated record. Lineage: Eukaryota; Fungi; Ascomycota; Sordariomycetes; Glomerellales; Glomerellaceae. Gene Ontology annotation, biological process: double-strand break repair. Bases 1 to 1068 code for a protein of 355 amino acids. Gene Ontology annotation, molecular function: single-stranded DNA binding; 5'-tyrosyl-DNA phosphodiesterase activity. The transcript has a single exon. Gene Ontology annotation, cellular component: cytoplasm; PML body.